Molecule: messenger RNA, 1820 nt
Organism: Danio aesculapii
Lineage: Eukaryota; Metazoa; Chordata; Actinopteri; Cypriniformes; Danionidae
Product: membrane-spanning 4-domains subfamily A member 8
Cellular component (GO): membrane
Source: RefSeq, a predicted model, not a curated record
AGCAUGUCCAGCACAGUGAUGCCCGGGAGCUCUUCAACCAUCGUCAUUCAGCUUCAACCAACAGCUCAAACUCCUGCCGAACUCAUUAAUGUCCCGGUUUAUCUACAGCAGCUAGCAGGAGUUCCAUCUCUCGCUGAACUUAAGGCAUUUCUGAAAGGCCAACCCAAAGCCCUUGGGACUGUCCAGCUAAUGAUUGGUUUUGACUCUCCUGUUGGCAUUGUGUCUACAAUUAAUGUAAAUACCCCUUUUGCCAUUCUUGGGGGUCCUUUCUGGGGAUCUGUCACUUACAUUAUCACAGGCUCACUCUCCAUUGCUGCAGAAAACAGACUCAAUUCUCCCUCCAGUUUGUGUUUGGUGAGAGGUUCACUUGCAAUGAACAUUGUUCAGUGCUUAUUGCAAGCCACUUCCAUGAUAAUAUUGGCAAUAGAUUUGAUAGUGAUGUCAAUGUACAGUUUUGGCAACUAUUCUGGCUAUUGCGACUAUUCUCAAUACUUCUAUAUGACUCUUUCCAAGGGAAUCAGUGGUGUGUUGUUGGUGUUCGCCAUUCUUGAGGUUAUCAUCUCGAUUUUUCUGUCAGCAUUUGCCUGUAAAGCCACCUGCUGUCCUCCUCCUCAGGUGCAGUUUAUGCCACAAGUUGUAACUUCACAGACCCAUGUCUAUAACAGCUCAGAGAUUGCAGUGAUCAGCAACCCUUCCACUCAUCUUGCAGAAAGUCCCCCAAUAUACUGUAAUUGUGAAUAAGAAUGGACAGUGGACUUUUUUUGGUUCUAAAUUGGUGACGCUUUCAUGAGACACAAAACUGCAACGUAGGGCUGAAUGGUUAAUCGAAAUUGAAAGUAAAUCGUGAUUUGAAACGUUGCGAUUAGUUAAUCACAAAGUCUGCGAAAUGAAUGCAAUAUAAAUAAGUGUAUACUGUGUCCAAGAGCAAAUGCAUGGCUGUCCUCAUUGUGUGACAUUCUUAGACUGCGAAAAAUGGUUCUUUCUUAGAUUUUUCUAAGUUUCUAGUCCAAAUAUCUACAAGUUCUUAAACCAAGAAACAUUUUCUAGAAAAGGCAAAGACGAUUACCUUGUUUUAAGAAGUAAUAUGCCACAAAUAAAUUAGUUUUUUCUUAAAACAAGCAAAAUAGUCUGCCAUCGGGGUAAGCAAAAACAUCUUAAUUACUUCUUAAAACAAGACAAUAUAUUUAGCUUGUCUAGAAAAUAUUUCAGGAGUUAUUUUUUUAGCACAGUACUGUACUUUUAGCACAGUACAUACAAUAUACAUGAACACACAGAAUUAAUGAAUAUAUAAUUAGGACAAAGAAUGUUAUAUUAUUUUUUAUUUAAAGUGUGUAAACUGUAAUAUUAAGCUUAUCUUGACUUUACUAAAUUUAUUUGCAAUUGCAAUGUCGUUCCUACAAUUAGAUAUUUUUCCCUAAAUCGCCAGCCCUAGUGAAAUGAUCUACUGUGCUUUAAUUUAAACAAAAAGAUCAAGCAAAUAAGUCAGAUCAUAAAUUACUGACUGAUGUGUAAACCAGUGUUUCCCAACCCUGUUCCUGAAGGCACACCAACAGUACACAUUUUCAACGUCUCCCUAAUCAAACACACCUGAAUCACCUAAUUAGAACGUAAGAAGAGACUCCAAAACCUGAAGUUAACUAGUCAGGUAAGGGAGACAUCCAAAAUAUGUACUGUUGGUGUGCCUCCAGGAAAAGGGUUGGGAAACACUGGUGUAAACGAUUACCUACUAAUUAGAUUUUUUUAUGAAUUAAUUUCUGUUAUUUCAUGAUUGUCUUCCUUCCAUACCAUGUAUGUCUGAUUGUGUGUUUGAAGAACAGCAU